AUGGGUAGUCCAGAAGAAAAUGUGCUCGCUUGCGAGAGCACAGCUGGAGUGGAUGCGGAAUUUGAUACAGCAGAUGCUUCAGACAAUGAGGCUUCCGACAUCGUUGAUUCAUCUGUAAAUGUAUCCGUGGAUCAAUCUGCUGGUGAUGCGAACACGUCUAAAGAGGGAGACAUAUCCAGUUCAGGAACGUUUAAAAAGGCUAAAAAGAAAUUUCGUCACGGCAAGAAGGGGCCAGGCACCUCUAAAGAUAAUACUGAUAGGAGCAUAGUGCGCAGAAUUUAUUAUACUCCUGCAAAAUUCAAGCAAUGCAGAAAAAGAGCUCAAAGUUUCCCUUCCAUUUCAAAGUUCUUCCUCCCGCAUAAGAGGCCACGUAAAGACGUUUUUAUUCCUCCAACAAAAUUUCUUCUUGGGGGCAAUAUCUCAGACCCAUUGAAUCUGAACAGUCUGCAGGACGAAGAUGUUAACAGAGCUAUGAAUGCUGUUACACCAGAAUCAUCACCAUUGCCUACGCCUCCAAGGCACAAGGCUAAAAUUGAUGUCAUCAUACCCCCAAAUAUUCGAGAUCCACUUAACUUAAUGGAGCCCCUGGAUAAUGAAGAGUAUGAAAAAAGGCUGGAGAUGCAACAGCGCAAGCCACGCAAGAAGCCGCGUUUGCGCCGACGCACUACUGAUAACACUUCACCAAAAUCAGAAGUGGUUGUGGAAAAGGAGGAGGGAAUUAAAGAACCACCUCCUCCUGAGCCCUCUACGUCAAAAUCUCGAAAGAGGUCAUGCAGUGAGAGUGAGAAUGCUGCACAGAAAGUGAAGGAUGCUAAGAAGUUACGCCGCAUGGAUUCUUUGGAUAAAAUUGUAAGUCCAGUGGUUCCACAGCCUGGAGCAUGGAUGCGUGCUAGACCCCAGUCGCGGCCGGCGGUGCCUGAACGCCCAGUCUCACCACAUCGCACUAAACUCAAAACUGAAGGAGAGCAGAAGCUACCAACAUUUCAUCCAAAAAAUUCAAGAUAUCAGUAUGGAAAUUACGACAGGUAUUACGGUUACCGCAAUCUUAAUGCAAUGAUGGAUGUACGUCUGCAAGUGUUUGAGAUGCACCGACAUUUGUUUCACCACAAGGAUGUCCUGGACAUAGGCUGCAAUGUGGGUCAUAUCUCAAUCGCAGUAGCGCGUACUCUCGGCGCCCGCUCGGUCGUUGGCAUCGAUAUUGACCCAGUUUUGAUAGGACGAGCAAGGAAGAACUUGCGAUCCUUCAUACCAGUUCCAACCGAACCGCCAAAGGCAGAAGAGGGAAAAAAGUCUGAAUUAGAAGAUGAUAAGAAAGAUUGUGAUAAGUGCAAAGAGCAAAAAUGUGAAGACUGUCAUAUUGAGAAGGAGGAACAUGACAAAUUGGAGGAAGACAAGAAACCUUUACCUGGGCGGAAGAUACGCAGACCCCGUAAGAAUAGGAAGGCUGUGAAUAAACAAGAAGGGCAAUGCUUUUUUCCGAUGUCAAUGUCGAUAUUGUAUGGUGCUCUUGGUGAUCCCGCGGCGGAGGCUACACCACCUCUAUUUCCUUAUAACGUCACAUUUAAACAGGGUAACUACGUGCCCCGAGAGGAAGUAGCACUAGGGUCGGCUGAGAUCCCUCAGUUCGAUCUUAUCUUAUGCCUGUCGACUACCAAGUGGCUGCAUCUGAACUGGGGCGACGCCGGUCUGAAGCGCGCCUUUCGCCGUAUGUUCAACGACCUACGUCCGGGCGGGAAGCUUAUCCUUGAAGCGCAGAACUGGGCCAGUUAUAAGAAAAAGAAACGCUUAACUCCAACUAUCUACGAGAACUUCAACUCCAUCGAGUUGUUCCCGAACAAGUUUCGGGAAUAUCUCCUGUCGCCUGAAGUUGGCUUCAGUAAGUGUUGCAUAUUGGGAGUGCCACAGCAUGCGAGCAAAGGAUUCCGGCGGCCGAUCCAAUUGUACAUCAAGGGAGAUUUUACACCCAGCAAGGCGCGCUGGUCGGAUGCGUACGCGCCGUCGUCGCACCAUCGGCCCGAGGCGGAGCCGCCCCGGCGGACAGUGUACGCGCCUGUGGCCCCCGCGUACCGGCCAAGCGACGAUGCGCCAUCUUGUGGCGCCGCCACGCCCUACUCGCCGAACUUGGACUGCUGCGCGGACGACUCGCCGUUCUACAACCCGCGCAGCGAUUCGUACGCGCCGUCGUAUCAGCCUCCGCGGCCGACGGUGUACGCGACGCUGCCGUCGCCGCUAGGCAGUGCGUCUCCCGCGGCUUCCCCCGCUGCGUCUCCCGCGCCGCAUGCCUCGCCCGCGCCCGACCCGCUCUCGGCCCGAGGCUUCCCUGAGCCGCGGCUCCACGACGACUGAACGCCGCCAAGCGGCCUUUCCGCCUUUAUUAUCUAUGUAAAUACUGGUUUUGAACCUGUAGGAUUAUGUUUUAAGCUGAAAGUAUUUUAUAUUAUACUUGUAAUGUAUUAAC
Hyposmocoma kahamanoa is the source of this 2458-nucleotide messenger RNA. RefSeq names its product probable RNA methyltransferase bin3. Gene Ontology annotation, molecular function: RNA methyltransferase activity; O-methyltransferase activity; snRNA binding. The coding region runs from base 1 to 2346 and encodes 781 amino acids. Gene Ontology annotation, biological process: snRNA modification. Lineage: Eukaryota; Metazoa; Arthropoda; Insecta; Lepidoptera; Cosmopterigidae. The transcript is spliced from 5 exons. The record is from RefSeq and is a predicted model, not a curated record.